Etheostoma cragini (Arkansas darter) is the source of this 2294-nucleotide messenger RNA. Its product is annotated as ephrin-A4. The transcript is spliced from 5 exons. Gene Ontology annotation, cellular component: plasma membrane. The record is from RefSeq and is a predicted model, not a curated record. Bases 457 to 1053 code for a protein of 198 amino acids. Gene Ontology annotation, molecular function: ephrin receptor binding. Gene Ontology annotation, biological process: ephrin receptor signaling pathway; axon guidance. Lineage: Eukaryota; Metazoa; Chordata; Actinopteri; Perciformes; Percidae.
CUCCGCGGAUCCGCCCUUCCAGCGCUCCGCUCAGCCAGUAGCUGCCAAACCAGCUGGCAUUUUCAAUUGAUAUCCUGUUAACAACCUUUAAUCUCAGGUUUAGUAGGCCUAUCUUUUAUUACUUUUAAGGAAAUACAUCAAGAGUUCAAAGCCACCAUGUGGACCACGGAGAAACUCCCAAGAACGUUUCCCUGUGGAAGUGCACACCUUCUACUCUGCACCUUGUGAUUUAACCUGUUUUUUUUGUGUGAGUGUGUGUUUGGCCGACUUUAAUCAGUCAGGUAAUUAAUUUACCUUAAUGCAUCAAGGGGAAACUGCAGCAGCACAUGAUGUAGACGUUUGUUCAUGAGUUGUUGAAGUUUGCUUGAGGAAGUUUUGCUCCUCUCCCGGCCGGGUCUCCUCACCUGAUUUGCACGCCACUCCCCGCCGGUGCAGACCCUCCCCGCAGCCCCGAGGAUGGGGACACCGGGAGCUCUGCCUGCUUGGAAAGCCACGAUAUUCUUCUUCAAUUUAAUCUCAGCUGCUGUGGCCAAAAGACACGUCGUGUAUUGGAAUUCGACAAACACAAGGUUAACAGCAGGAGAUCUGUCCAUCCAGGUGAAUCUGAAUGACUACCUGGACAUUUACUGCCCGCACUACCCUGACAAGGGGACCCAGAGUCCCGGGCAGCCGGAGACACUGGCCCUCUACCUGGUGGGAGAAGUCUCUUUCCAGGGCUGCGUGGAGACCAGAGGGGCCAUCAAGAGGUGGGAGUGUAACACCCCCUACGCUCCGUUUGGACCAGUGCGCUUCUCUGAGAAGAUCCAAAGGUUCACUCCCUUCUCACUGGGGUUUGAGUUUCUGCCAGGUCGCCACUACUACUACAGCUCUCUACCCGCAGAUGAAGGCCCUCCUCUGCCAUGUAUGAAGUUGCGUGUCACCGUGUGCUGUGAGCCCACAUCAGAGGGUUCAAAACAAAUACAAGAAACUGUAGCUGAAAGUAGUACGUGCUCACUGAGGACUGCUUCACUUCCACUCCUCCUCAUCCUUGUCCUCCUCUUGUUGACCACCUGACUUCCUCGUCCCUCCUCACCGCUGACCUCAUGCCCUUUUUCCCCCAGAUUGGGGGAUAUUAUUCAGAUAUUUAAGUACACAAUGCCGUCUACGCUCAGACAUUGAAUGACAUAAUGCAAUCUAUGCUAAGCUACUGCAUAUGACAGAUAUUGCCUUGUGGCUGGUUUACCUGUCAAAUUCCAGAAAGAAAGAAUCUGUGUGUCUUAUCCAGAAUGGGGCAACAGUGACUCAGGGACAGAGAAGUCAAAUCUCUGUGAUUCAUUUUUUGUUAUUUCCUUCAGAAUAUUACACAUAGAGCAAGCCUGAAUCAUAAGACUCAUAUCCCACUGCCAGAAGAACAAUGAGUCUGUCUGGAAUUGUUCCAUCCAAGUUUUCUCAGUUUUUCAAAUUCCGGUUCUCAUUUUCUACUGAUUGUGUUUUUGUGUAUUUACGAAAAGCUGCCUUCUGUUUAAAAUGGGGCCAAAUAAACACCUACCACUGUACCGAGUGGCACAGGUUGGAGGUCAAUCAGUUAGCUGGUGACUUUUUUUUUUUGAACAUGGUUAGACAUAAGUUAUUGACACAUUUUUUUCUCUCAUUUGCAUCUCAUUAGGAUAAAUAUGUCAAACUGUUUUUACAAAUUAGAUUUCGGAAAUAAAGUAGUUUUAGGAGGAAAUGGGCAAUUUUUUUGAAUAGUCAAGCAGGGCUGCUGCGCCCCCUACUGGGAUCAUACUGGUUUAACUGGAGUUGGACUGGGUUGGCCAUAAAGUCGGAUUGUGGUGCUGUUUGGUAAUAAUGGGACCUGGGACAGAGUUUGUCCUCUGAUUGGACCCCCUGUUGUUCUGCCUUCCUACGCCUUUCUCUGUUUCAGAAUAAAGCACUGAACAGGGGGGUUUAUGGGUAAACGGAGAGCAUCAGCUCCCCUUACUCCACUGAACAUGCGGCGGACCACUGAGGAGGUGAUUGCUCGAUGAUUCUGGUGACCAACAAGGUGUGCAGUUAUGCACACAAGCUUUUUGUUCCUUUCGUUGUUCUUUUUUUUUAAGCAGGACCCUUGAUCUUAGGUUUUACUGGAUACUUAAUGUAUUCUGCAAAAUGAGAUAUAUUAACAGCAUAAUUCAAUAAUUUGGUAAGAACUGAUCUCUGAUAUUUAAGUGCAAAAAUACUUAUUUGGCAUACACAAACAAUGAUUUAUAUUCUAGAUGUCUUAUAUGUAUGGACUGGUAUUUUCAAUAUGCUUUGCUACAAAUUAGUUUUGAUUU